ACAUUUUUUUAUGCAUAAGAAGGUACAUUUUAUCAUUUUUUCAGUUACUAUAGUCUAAAAAUAAUAGACAAGAUUUGACAUAUAUUAAAGUCGGAAGAAAACGGCAUCUCCAUGGGAAGAAAAGUAUACAUCACAAGAUCUGUAUCAAUAUGUGCCGCACAUCGACUGCAUUCUUCUCGUUUAAGUGACGAAGAAAAUGCAAAUGUCUACGGCAAAUGCAAUCAUAUACAUGGCCAUGGACAUAACUACAGAAUUGAAGUCACAUUAUGUGGAAUACCGGAUGAAUAUGGAAUGGUUAUGAAUUUAACAAAAUUGAAGAAAAUAAUGGAGGACGUCAUAAUGAAACCAAUGGACCAUAAAUUUAUAGACAAAGACAUAGAAUACUUUCAAACGGUACCAUCGACUGCAGAAAACAUUGCAAUUUACAUAUGGGAUGAGAUGAAGAAACGAAUAAAAGAAGGGUUGCUUUAUGAAGUGCGAAUACGUGAAACGGACAACAACGUUGCCUAUUAUAAAGGAGAAGAAUCUUAGCACAUCAACAGAUGAUCAAUACAAAAGCACGCCAAACGUAACAUUAUGAAAGCCUAAGUUUAUUAAAUAUUACACCAUAUUCGGGUAGUACGGUACAUAUUCAUUGUAAAUAAUAACCUGUUUACUUGAACUAUUUUAAAUACACCUCAUUAUUC
Molecule: messenger RNA, 686 nt
Organism: Styela clava
Lineage: Eukaryota; Metazoa; Chordata; Ascidiacea; Stolidobranchia; Styelidae
Product: 6-pyruvoyl tetrahydrobiopterin synthase-like
Cellular component (GO): mitochondrion
Source: RefSeq, a predicted model, not a curated record